UUUUUAUGUUUACUUUGUUUAUUUGUUGAUUUUCCACCUGUAAACAAAAACCUAAGAAGUUGUAGGACAAAGGAGACUUAAGAGAGCUGAGUUUUCUUCCAGCAGCACAGGUGAGGAGGCGUUUUUACGCUCCUACUGCAGUGACGUCACCGUGUUGAAAGUUGAGGUGCUGUCCAGGGUGCUGAAUCCUGAUUCUGAGGCUGUGUGUGUGUGCGCGCGUGAGUGUGUGCUGUGGCGUGUGAACCUGCGGAGAACAUGAAAGGAUUGAAAUAAAGAUCUAAAACUUUCUUUUUAGGACGUUUAUUUAAAAGUUUGAAACUUUUUGUUCUUCCUGCUCGCCACCAUGGACCUGCUUCCGGCCCAGGAGGCCGCCAAGAUCUACCAUACCAACUACGUGAGAAACUCGCGGGCCAUCGGCGCCAUGUGGGCCGUGUUCACCAUCACCUUAGCCAUCAUCACCAUAGUGGUCUUCAUCCAGCCCUACUGGAUCGGCGACAGCGUCAACACGCCGCAGGCCGGCUACUUCGGCCUCUUCCACUACUGCAUCGGAAACGCCAUCACAUCGGAGCUCACCUGCAAGGGAAGCGUCUUCGACUUUAACUCCAUCCCGUCUCCAGCGUUCAGGACCGCCAUGUUCUUCGUGGGAACCUCCAUGCUGCUGGAGGUGGCCACCAUGGUCAGCUUCACCCUAUUCUUCUUCUGCAACGCCGGAAGCGUCUACAAGAUCUGUGCGUGGAUGCAGCUGGCCGCAGGUGUGUUGAUGGUGAUGGGCUGCAUGAUCUACCCAGACGGCUGGAACUCUGAAGAAGUGAAGAGGAUGUGUGGCCAGAGGACGGAUAAAUACAGCCUGGGAAACUGCACCAUACGCUGGGCCUACAUCCUGGCCAUCAUCAGCAUCCUGGAUGCCGUCCUGCUGGCUCUGCUGUCCUUCACCCUCGGCAACCGGCAGGACAGCCUGCUGCCAGAUGACUUUGAGGUGGAGGGAGAAAAAUCCUGAUGAAAUGUGGAAUCAUCCCAUCAUCUUCCAAACUUUGGUUUCCUCCACAUUUUAUGUCACCAAAUAAAUAAAUUCACAGUCCUCGUGUACUGAAAGAUGGGUCGGUUUUAUUGUAUGA
This is a messenger RNA of Nothobranchius furzeri (turquoise killifish), 1115 nucleotides long. RefSeq names its product LHFPL tetraspan subfamily member 5b (gene lhfpl5b). Gene Ontology annotation, cellular component: plasma membrane. The record is from RefSeq and is a predicted model, not a curated record. NCBI's taxonomy places the organism in Eukaryota, Metazoa, Chordata, Actinopteri, Cyprinodontiformes, Nothobranchiidae. Gene Ontology annotation, biological process: sensory perception of sound; detection of mechanical stimulus involved in sensory perception.